AUGCCUGGCUUCCAUCGUCGUGGUGUUGUCAGGGAAGAGUUCCAUCUCGUGGUCCCCGUGGCUUCAGACGCGGCAGAAAUCUUUGCCAGAUGUGGGGACCAGAGGAAUCAGGCAGCCGCCCUGCAUUCGGCUGCCUCCGCUGCCUUGGCUGCAGAUCGUGCCACGGAAGCCAGACGUCUGGCAGCACAGGCGCAGGACGUGCUACGAUCGCUGUCAGACCGGGCACGUGAGGUUUCAGCUCGAGGCAUCGUAGUUCAAGCAGAGGUCGCUUUGGGCAACUCCGAGAAGGCUUUGGAAAUCGCAUCUGAGGGCCUCGUGGCGAUGCAGCAGCAGGGAGACCAUUUGUCCCUCGCAGAGGCACACAGGCACAUCGCAGCUGCCCAGCUUGCCUCAAGCCUGCACGAGGAGGCUCGCCAGUCGGCCAUGGCAGCGCGAAACUGCUCCGAACGGUUGCGGGGCACCAGGAAGUGGGAGUGCAAGGCUGAUGCCCUCGAGAUGUUGGCUGAGAUCUGCCGCCAGACCAAAGACUUCCAGGCCAUGACGCAAGCAGCCGAGGAGCUUGCGCAGUGCUGCCGUGAAGCUGCGUGGCCUCGGCGUGAGGCGCUGGCACUUCGCACUGUUACACGUGGCCAGUUGGCCUUGCGCAAGCCUCGCAGCGCGCUGGAGGCAGCAGGGCGGGCCAUGACUCUGUUCCGCGAGACCGGAAACAGUUCAGCAGCUGAUGAGAUGCGACUUCUGUUCGCGAGGGCCACGGAGCUUCGAAAUAGCAUGCGCGAUGCAGCUCGCAAUGCGAGACAGGCAUGGCUUCUCUUCCGCGAAAGAGGUGCCCUGGAUUAA
This is a messenger RNA of Symbiodinium necroappetens, 837 nucleotides long. NCBI's taxonomy places the organism in Eukaryota, Dinophyceae, Suessiales, Symbiodiniaceae. The record is from the annotation of a GenBank genome assembly.